UCGCAAUAAUUCGGUGGACCAGUAAAUAAAAAAAGACAGAAAAUUAAUAAUCGAAGAAAAUGUGGAAAUUUUGGAACUCCAACGAGUAUGUGAUGUUCAACGGCUAGUGUUGUCGGGUGUUUAUGAUACUAGUUUGUGUGAUAAUAGUUUUAUUCGUCAAAUUGGAUUACUCUGAGCGAAAGAAGAUUUCAUUAAUAAAAGCAACAACAACAACAGCACACUUAGGCAGCCAGACGAAGACUACUUGUUUAUUUAUUCUGCCCCUUGAUUACAACAACAAGAACACAACCAUACGAGAGCUUACAAGGUGCCGGCGGCAUUUUGAGUUGGGGUCAAGUGUGGGUGUUAGUGACUAAUACGGUGCUACGAUCUGUCUUUGAUUUUAAGUUAUAACACUAAAAUGGAGAUGAAGGAAGUGCUGGGACGCGAAGGAAGAGAUGCUAAAAACUUAGUCGCCUACCAAAUAUGUGACAAGCCAUUGCAUUUAUCCUCAACAUAUGACAAAACGCUACCACAUCGCAAACCUCCCAAGUCACCCAAUGCUUUACUGCCAUUCUCUCUACAAACACCCAAGAAAUCUCACUCCCCCACACGAGCCACAACUAAACAAUCGACUGGGCCCCGAGUGCGCAGUGCAUCUACGGGUAGAGACAAAAAGUCGGAACUGCAGGCACGCUACUGGGCCCUGCUCUUUGGAAAUUUGCAGCGGGCUGUCAAUGAAAUUUACCAAACAGUGGAAUGUUAUGAAAACAUUUCGUCAUGCCAGGAGGCCAUAUUGGUGCUAGAAAAUUAUGUGCGAGAUUUUAAAGCUCUGGGUGAGUGGUUUAAAGUUUCGUGGGAUUACGAGUCGAGACCACUGCAACAAAGACCCAACUCACUGGCUUGGGAAAUUCGAAAAAGUAAUCCGGUACCACGAGUGCGCGCUAAGAGUCUUUCCAGUCCCACAGUGUCGGGUAAAUCAAGUCCCUGUCCUUAUCCGUAUAACUCGGGCAAAAGUUCUCCCUGCUUAGAUGGCCUAUCGCCACGCAAAGGGGUUCGUGUAAAUGUGCGGGAGCUGUUUGCAUCUUCCAAACGUCUUAUCAACGAAAUUCCUAAAGAUUUUGAAGAGCAACGGUCAACUCCUUCUGCAACACAAGCUUCUGCCGGUGCAGAAGAAGAAACACCGCCGUUGGUGUUGGAGAAUCGGAGUCAUCAGUAUGCCCAAACCGAUUUGGAAGAUGACCAUUUAACCCUAGCUGGUAUAAGAGAAAAAAUGCAGAGGGAACAAGAGGAGAUGGAAGCAAAAGAAGAGUUAAGAAUACAGAAACAGAUCGAAGAAGAGCAAACUCUACAAGAAGAAGAAGAAGAAGAAGAAGAAAGAAAGCCACGUCUAAAAGAGUCGGCAGAACGGCGACAUCACGAGGCCAGCCAAGAGAACAUUGAACAAGAACCUACGGCCGUAGAAAUGACCAUAGAAAAACUCAACGCCAUGGAAAAUGAAUUUCUUGCUACAAAUACACAAAAAGAACCCACUCCGCCAGAGACUCUGGUGAAAAAAGUUGGGGAUGGGGCUGAUGAAAAUUCUUCCAAAACUGCUGCUGAACCCGCUGCAAAGAAGGCGGCAGCUCCACAGAAUCCAGCAGUGCAAAAUAGUCCCCUUAAGUAUUCAAGUGUCUUGAACAGACCAGCCGCUCCUUCAGUUACACCUAUCAUGAAUAACCAAACUGCAUCUAAGCCAAUAGCAAACACAAAAUCAUCAACCCUUCGUGCCGCUACCGCUGGAAAGACAGUUCCCUCGAAAACGCAAGCAAAUGUGGCUAUAAAACGAACAUCGACCUCGGCUGGUUCAGUAGCCAACAACAAAUCAACUACAAAGAUAGUCUCCAAAAAUAAUAAUAGAGUCACGUUGGUGCCUCGUACCAAUAGCAGUGGCAAAACAGAAUUCUAUGGACCUCCAUCAAAUGUUGCAACCCGACUUUCGGCUCGCUCGCGUACCAUGAUUGAAAUGAACAACAACGGCAACAGUAGCGCGCCCCAAAAACAUGCAACAAAUUUCCUGAAAAGAAAUACCACCAAUCUUACCAAGUCAUCGCUCCUUGGCUCGCAUUCAUCCCACAGAACAUCCAAAGAUGAUAUAGGCAGCUCAACAUCAACCCUCAAGGCUAGUAAUGAGAAAAUUUCCUCAUCAAAGAAUAGUAUUAACUACCAUCAUUCUCAUGUCACGGGUGGAGAAGAAAGGAGAUCGGAACCAAAACAACUGCCAAGCAAUGACAACAACGAUGGCUGGCUUACAGUAAAAAAUCGACGUCGCCCCAGCAUGCAUUGGUCAUCACGUUUCAAUCAGCCAACUGGGUAUGCCAGUCUUCCCACCUUGGCCCUACUGGAUGAGAAACCUGGAGACGACGAUACGCUGGACCCCCACCACAAAAACGCCCAACAGGAAACAGCAAAAGUUGUUCAACCAAUAGUCAAUGGAGGCAAAUCGGCGAAAUCUGGAAAAAACAAAACGGCAGAGAAAAAUGCCAAAUCCACACAACAUUCCAUUAGGCCAGAAAUUAAAAAUGCCAAAGCCAAAGUGAACUCUCUGCCAUCGCAGAAAAAGAAUGCCACACAAGUGGCCAAGGAAUCGGCGUUGCCACUCGUUAGAAAUGUUAACUUGGCCAACAUACCCACCAGACAGACCAUCAUCAAGAGACAGAAAUCGGAUUUGACCGGUCUCAAAAUGACCUCGCUGCACAAGGAGUAUAUGCGUAGUGAGAAACUGGCCCUUAGGAAACAAACCAAUGUGGUCAACGGAACAACCAAGUCCUCGGAAAUUUUAAAUUACCACCAUCUAGGUUCGGGAGAUUGUUCGGAUAUCAACUCGUCUGCUGAAACUAUAGUUGAGGCACAAAACUCUUCCCCAACCGAUAUGCUAUCCUCUGAGAUGUCCUCGAGUGGCGGCGGUGGCAGCGAUCACAAUAAAAUCGAUAUUAAAAUUCAAACCAACCGAGAUUUCUCCAAGACCAUUGGCGAUCUUUACAAGAGCAUAUCCAAUCGAGUUGACAUAUCCCUGACAAACCCGCAGGUCAGCAAUGGGCCUGGUGCACUUUCGAGUUGUGACGAGAAUGAUGAAUGUGACGAACAUCAGCGUUUGCUUGUUGAAGAGCAAGAAUCGCUCGAGCGCCAAAUCAGAGAACUUGAGAGUACGGAGAUUGACGUUGAUACUGAGACCGAUGAAACAGAUUGUGAGGUGGGAAUACUGGGAAAUGAUCGUGAUGAUGAGGAGGAUCGCGAUGACUUCAACCUGGACACUUCUGUGGUCUUUGUUCCCAUCAAUGAACACGACGAUGAUCCCAAUCAAAGUUUAGAGACUCGGUAUCAGGCUUUGUUAUCCGAAAUGUCCUGGGGUGAGAGAGAGGAAGCCCUGGCCACAUUGCAGGCCUAUGUUUCGAGGCAUCCAGGGCGUGCACAAGAGCUCCAUCAAAAGCUUUCCUCACCAUCACGGCGGCGUUCCCUUCAAGAGACUCUCAAAAAGUAUCAGGCGAAACAGGCAAGAGCUCAACAAAAACGCGAACUCCUUAACAAAGAGAAGGCCAUUAAAAUUCAACAGCUUCUUGCACGUGUUGAAGAUGUAAAGGCUGCAAAGAGGCAGCUAAUUGAAGACAAGCGCGUCAAAAUGGAAGGGCGCCUACAAAGGGCAGCUGAGAAUCGUGAACAAUAUCUGCGCAAUAUCAUAGAAAAGGCCCACGAUGAGGAGAAAAAACUAAAGGAGAUUAACUUCAUAAAGAAUAUUGAAGCACAAAAUAAACGUUUGGACCUAAUCGAGUCUUCCAAAGAGACGGAAGGGCGCCUGCAAGACUUGGAACAAGAGCGUCAAAAACGUCUAGAGGAGAAGGCAGCUAAAGAGGCAGCAGUUGAAAGGCGUCGUCAGGAAUUGGAGAAGGCGCGCCAGCGCAAGCUGGAGAAAAUGAACGAAUCACGUUUGGAACGGGAGCAGCGCAUAGGAAAAAUGCAAGAGCAAAAGGAAAAACGGCGCCAAGCGCUGGCACGCGAAAAGGCGCGAGACCGCGAAGAACGCCUGUUGGCCUUACAAGUUCAUCAGCAACAGACUACAGAGGAAUUGCAGAGAAAAAUUUUGCAGAAACAAAAAGAAUCCGCGCGCCGACACGAAGAGAAUAUCGAACAUAUACGCCAGCGAGCUCUGGAGUUGACCAUACCCUCAAGAAACGUGGAGGAGAAUGGUGUACUGAGAUCGGAACUCGAUGAGAAUGUCGAAGAUGGCGAUCUGUCAUCGACGGUAUCCGAUGUUGGCAGCAGGGAGCAUACACGUGGUUACAAGAAGAAAAUGAAGAAACUCAAGCAAAGAAUGUCGCAAGCAGCUGAGGAAUAUCUCAAGGAACUACAACCAGUGCCCCUACACAUGAAGCGUGAAUCACAGGUUCCAAAAUAUCUCAAUUUGGUUAACAAAGGGGGUGGUUCACAAGGUCUAGAGCGCGCUCUGGGCCAUUUGCUACGCAUAAUGGCUAAAGCCCAAGUAUUCGACUUUCAGUGCUUCUUGCUAAUGGACGGUCUGGGUACUAUAACAACGGCUGUAAUCAGUCCCGGCAUGCAAGAGGAUGCGGAAGUGUCCAAAAAAGCUGUUGUUAUUGCCGUGCAGUUGUAUCGCAACGCCUGUACUCUGUGUCCGCAAAUUGCACGACACGCUUUAUUGGGAAACUCUAUAGUUGGGCUAUUCGAUGCUCUGUUCCAAAGCUUACAGCUUCCCGAGGAGAAAUCACCACACCACCCUGUAGAGUUAUCCACCGAGUUAAUGCUGGCAUGCACGGUGGCACUGUCGCCAUCCUAUACAAAAAAGCACACCCACCCCAACGUCUUGGAACGCCUACCGGAUUUAAUAAGCUAUGCCGUCAUUACCGGUCUCGUUGAGAUUCUAUCGCGUCGAUGCAUGAAAAUAAGGGAAUCUAUCGAAAAUCAUCAGAGUGUGGUGUUGUCCUUGCUGGCUACGCUUGGUUUCAUUACCCGUUUUAUAGAUGUCUGUCCAGCUGGACCUACAGAUCCGACACGUUUCCUUAGUGCGGCAAAAUCAACUGAACUUUUUGGUUCCAUAUCCAUGCUGUAUGCCAGUGUGGUGCCUAUUGGUGAAUGCAUUCCACCGAGAACGAUUUCGUUAGCGGCAGCAACCUUUAAUUUACUCGUAUCCAUGGCUGUGUUGGAUUUAGCAACGUUCCAGGAGGUAAUGUCCAGCGAGGCGAUCUCAUUGAAGUUCCUUGAUGUGAUUACAAUUCUACUGAAGUAUUGUGGCAAUAAAUGUACUGCAGCUAAAAACAGUGAAACUCAGGCAGUUAUCAUCGAUUUAAUAGCAACCAUUGGUUUCUUUUGCGCGAACAAUAAACAAAAUCAGGACCUCUUAACCUCUGAACAGUGUUCCAUUAUCAUUAAGAAUUUAACCAAACUACCUGAACAUUUGAAUGUGGUGGUCUAUCCAUGCCUAGUAACUAUAACGUUCCAAAAUCAGGAAGCUCGUAAUGUGAUAUCACGUGAUUUUAAUCUAGAGUUUUUGGAUGAAUACAGCAAAUCGGAAAAGGCAAAAAAGAAUCACUUGGUAGCCUUACUCAAAGACAAAACGUAAGUCUAGAAACCCCUCCCAACCAGAAUUGUUCCACGUCGAGUCUAUGCAGCGCCAAUGGUUACUGUGAUCCGUAGCAGAAAAUAACUGCGAGGUGCUUUCACUACUGCGUACUCAACUUGACUGCCUUUUGUACAAUGAAAAAAAUCUAUGAACGAAUUAUGCACUCGAAUCAUUUUAAUUCACUCUCUUCAAUCCAAAUCCGCUGCGUCCUUUCCCCAAAGCUACUUGUUAUAAACUAUGUGGGGACUGAAUGGACGCUCCACUAAUUAUUAGACUUAUCAAAAAUAUAUAACACGAAAUUCAAAGAAAUUUUUCUAUGAAUUUUUAGCAUUAAAAUCAUUUAAUGUAUCUUUAGGAAACCCCGCCCACAUAAUUAGGAUUGUUUUUUUUUACAAAACAAAUUGAAUACCAGUGAAA
Stomoxys calcitrans (stable fly) is the source of this 6007-nucleotide messenger RNA. RefSeq names its product S phase cyclin A-associated protein in the endoplasmic reticulum (gene ssp3). NCBI's taxonomy places the organism in Eukaryota, Metazoa, Arthropoda, Insecta, Diptera, Muscidae. The transcript is spliced from 12 exons. The record is from RefSeq and is a predicted model, not a curated record. Bases 401 to 5590 code for a protein of 1729 amino acids.